CAUGAUGACUUUUUGUGGUGAAAUAAUUUAACGUAAAAUGCCUGAAGAGAUAAAACAAGACGUAGUGCUGAAAACUCAAAAAUAUUUAGGAAAAUAUGUGAAAAAGCCCCCACUAAGUGAAAAAUUGCUCAAAAAACCGCCUUUCAGGUUUUUGCAUGAUAUCAUUAAGACGGUUAUAAAAGAAACUGGAUUUUUAAAAGGGCUUUUCACAGAAGAAGAAUUAAACUCAGAAAAUGUGAAAGAAAAAGAAGCUAAAGUGGCUUUUCUCACUAAACUAAUUGAUGCCGUUAAAGUAAUAACAAACACAGAUUUGGCUGUUCGUCCUAGUAAAAUCGUAGCGGGACUUGAACCUACUGAAACGAACAUUCUCCUCCAAACUAUAGGAAAAGCAAUUGAGAAAAAAAUUGAUAGUUCAGAGUACGUGAAACAAUUUCAAUCAGGUGACAUACUAGGUAAAGACAAGAAUCGAAAGUCAAAAAAGCCCUCAGAUAAGAAUGAAAAGGUGAAGAAAACUUCGAAAAUUGUCAUAGAUAACGAGGAGAAAAGUCGUGUUCCAAAAGUUAAGGACAAACAAAGCAACAAUGAAACCCCUAAAUCUACUGACAGAGAUAAAUCUAAACCGAAAAGGACAUCAAAAGAAAGUAAAGGUAAACCUGCGUCAGACGACGGAAAAACAAAGAGUAAAGAGAAGCCAAAAAAGACUAAAGAGAAGAGCAAAGAUGUUACAACAAAAGAGAAAGCAAGUAAGGAAAGUACAGAAAUACCAACAACCACUGCUGAAAUUAUGUCGACUGUUGAAAUUAACGAAAAACAAAAUUUAAGUGAUACAGUUGACAGUUCAGUUCCUGAAAAUGUCGUUACAUUGAAACCUGAAGAAGAAUUUAUAAAAACUAUCAUUCCUCAAACCACUGAAACAACAGACUCAAACCUAACUGAAGGCAUUGAACCACGAAAACGUAGCGCUUCGGCCUCACGUCCGAAAUCAGCUCGUCCAAAAAGCGGCGACCUUAAGGAAAAAACAAUCAAGGAUGAACUUAAAGAACCUAAAACUAUUCAGAAUCGUCCUAAAAGUUCAUUAAGGCCUCCAAGCGUUAGACCAUCGAGUGCUCGGCCAGGAGCACCACGUUUACGACCUGAUUCUGCACUCCCCAUUAAGGAAAUUGUUCCUAUGGGUAAGAUCAAUGUAAUCGUUGAAAGUUUUGAUAAAGAUGGGGACGAAGAAGAAACGGUGAUUAUUCAAAGUAAUUCGGAAGCUGCCGAAGAACACGUGGAAAAUACUGUGGAAGUUUCUGGGACUAAUCAAGGACACCUCGUUGAGCAAAUUUUAGAACAAAUUAAUGAAAGUGAUGUUAAAGUUAAUGCGACCAAAAAUGAAGAUGAUUGGCAGAAAGAUGUUUUCCAAGGAAAAGAUGCAACAACUAAAGAAACGAAUAACUUAAAAUCGUUGAUACAGACGCUUACAAAAACAGCAAAUCCCUUGGGAAAACUACUAAGUUAUCUUCAUGAAGAUAUAGAUGCAAUGCAAGCUGAACUGGAAAUGUGGACCAAUACUAAGCGUCAGUUGUUUGGUGAAAUUGCUAAACAAAAGAAAAUAAGUUUAGAAAUGAAUAAACCUAUGAUAUCACAACUUGAGCACUUGAACCAAGAGAUCACAAAAAUGGAAGAAGAAAUAGCAAGUACCAGAAGCAACAUCUUGCGAAAUGACUUGAAAAUAAAGGAACUUUUAGCAAAAUAAAAUUAAUAAGAUUUAA
This is a messenger RNA of Tribolium madens (black flour beetle), 1751 nucleotides long. It is a transcript of the gene IFT54, whose product is annotated as TRAF3-interacting protein 1. Gene Ontology annotation, biological process: cilium assembly; intraciliary transport; regulation of microtubule cytoskeleton organization. The transcript has 4 exons. The coding region runs from base 38 to 1735 and encodes 565 amino acids. Gene Ontology annotation, molecular function: microtubule binding. Lineage: Eukaryota; Metazoa; Arthropoda; Insecta; Coleoptera; Tenebrionidae. The record is from RefSeq and is a predicted model, not a curated record. Gene Ontology annotation, cellular component: intraciliary transport particle B; axoneme; centrosome.